CAUCAUCAGAAGGUCCAGCCUGCUGUCACCAAGCUCACAGCCCUCUGGUUUUUUUCUUUUUUUCUUUUCUUUUUUCUCCUUCAUUUCAGUCCAUUCCUUUUUGCUUUUUCUCGUCUUCUCUCGCUCAUUCCGCCUCCAGCUGCUGAAUCGCGGCAAGAUGUCCUCUACCCCGGAGCUGUCGUCCUUCCUCUUCACCACCCUGCCCCCGUUCCCGACCGCCACUCCAGUAGUCCCGACUGCGGAGGCCAAUGUCACCUCCUGCCAGGAGUGGGAGCAGGCCCACCACUUCCUCUUCCACCUGGGCAACCUGUCCCUGCUGCUGGGGGUGGUCAUCCCCACCACGCUGGGCAUGCACAUGAUCCUACUGCGCCUCCUCCUGAUGACAGGUUGCGGCCUCUUCAUUGCGUGGGCGACCCUGUACAGGUGUAACCUUGACGUGAUGGUGUGGAACGUGGUGUUUCUGGUGGUCAACUUCAUGCACUUGUUUUUCCUGCUGUACAAGCGUCGGCCGAUUAAGAUCGACAGGGAGCUGAGGUCGGUCUAUAAGCGGAUGUUUGAGCCCCUCCAUGUGCGAGAGGCUCUGUUCCAGCGGCUCACGGGUCAGUUCUGCACCAUCCAGACGCUGAAGAAAGGCCAGGUCUACGCCGCCGAGGACAAGACCUCCGUGGACGAACGCCUCAGCAUUCUCCUCAAAGGAAAAAUGAAGGUGUCAUACCGAGGCCAUUUCCUCCAUAACAUCUACACCAACUCAUUCAUCGACUCUCCAGAGUUCAGGUCAACUGAGCUGCACAGAGGAGAGAAGUUCCAGGUGACCAUCAUGGCCGAGGAGAAUUGUAAGUUCUUGUGUUGGUCUCGAGAGAGGCUCACCUACUUCCUGGAAUCAGACACUUUCCUCAAUGAAGUGUUCAGGUACCUCAUCGGUAAAGACAUCACCAACAAGCUGUACUCUCUGAACGACCCCACGCUCAGUGACAAGGCGGUGAAGAAGAUGGACCGUCAGCCCAGCCUGUGUUCGCAGUUGUCUAUGAUGCAGAUGAGGAACAGCAUGGCGAGCACCAGUGACACCGACGACGUCCUGAACCAGAUCCUUCGAGGAGGGUCCGCCGGCUCCUCGCUCCAAAAAUCACCGAGCACCAAGACGUCCUCAAAGAUGAAACCCAUCGAAGAAGGUUUGGAGGACAACGUUUUCGAAGAUCCUUCUCCUUCCAAGCCACGCCGUCUGUCCAGUACUUCCACUGAGGAGGUGUAGCCAGCAGAAGGAAAAUACACAGUAUGAAUGUCUUUUUACCAACUGUACAACUACUUCAAAGUGACCAUUUUGCAUCCUGGAACAAUAACAAGUACAAAUCCUUUAGUCGUUUCUGCAUGAGGAUAACUUUCUUCUCUGUGUUGUGGUGUGUUGAUGUGUACUUUCAUUUGUUACAUUACAUUACAUAUUUCUAGACGUGCACAACUUUCACAAGACAACUUUUGUUAUACAGUCGUGGAAAAAAUUAUUAGACCAUCAAAAGUUGUCAAAAACAAUGGUUAUGCAAUCAAGUACUAACUCCUGUGUGUAUUAUGUGACUAAAACAGACAGAAAAGAAAACAU
Sphaeramia orbicularis (orbiculate cardinalfish) is the source of this 1591-nucleotide messenger RNA. RefSeq names its product popeye domain cAMP effector 1 (gene popdc1). Bases 158 to 1249 code for a protein of 363 amino acids. The transcript has 8 exons. Lineage: Eukaryota; Metazoa; Chordata; Actinopteri; Kurtiformes; Apogonidae. The record is from RefSeq and is a predicted model, not a curated record. Gene Ontology annotation, cellular component: sarcolemma. Gene Ontology annotation, molecular function: cAMP binding. Gene Ontology annotation, biological process: regulation of membrane potential; heart development; skeletal muscle tissue development.